AUCGGAAUAACAUAGUAUGUCAUGGGUUUGGGUAGUCAGUCGAAGUGUGAGUUAGAUACGGACGGACAGAGAGAACGUGAAUAUACGGUGUUCUACAAAGUAAUAAAGUCUCGGUAUUCAUCAGUGUUAAUCAUCCGAAUUUCCAAAUAUAAUACAGAAUAUUAUAUUGGCGACGAGGAGAAAAUGUAAGUACUUUUGAAGUUUCUGAAAAGUUUAAAUUUGCAAUUCGUAAAAACGCCAUCGCCACACAUCAUUCUGUAGAAUAUUUGUUGACCGUUGAAUCGGGUGAAAAUUCACCAUGGAAACCACUGUGAAAAGUUUCAACGAAGCUUUUCUGAGUGAGCUUUGGAAAUGUUUCAUGGUUACCGAAAUGGAUAAAGCUAUGACAGUGGUAACGCAUGUAACACAGCUUGGGUAGAAGGAAAAGAUGAACUGUCAAAAGGGUAAAUCAAAGAAGAAUGAAUCAAAACAAAAGUACGAUUGUGUUAGAUUGUGUUUCUUCUUUCAUUGAUAAAUAAUUUUGAUUUGGAUCAAAUCAAGUGAUUUAGUUUUAUCAAUGGAUUUGUUGUUUUUGUUUACCAAGUGUGAAUGAAUAUUUUUGGUACUGUAUAUUGAGUGGAAAAGAAACUGGAAAAAUUGAGAAAGCAGAGUGCAGUGAUUCCAAGUGUAGAAGGGAGUUACAAGUCAAGGCUUAUCGACGUGUACCGUAUGCACUGGAGGAGAAAGUUGACGAGAAGAUCCGGCUGUUGUUGGAUCAAGGGAUCAUCGAAAAAGUAAACGGACCAUCGCCGUGGGUAUCGCCGAUUGUACCAGUACUCAAGGAUUCUGGAGACGUGCGGCUAUGUGUGGACAUGCGUCAAGCAAAUCGUGCAGUGAUUCGGGAAACUCACCCGUUACCGUUGGUGGAUGAAAUUCUGGGUUCGGUCAGCGGAGCAAAAUAUUUUUCCAAAGUGGAUGUCAAGGAUGCAUACCAUCAGGUGGAAAUAUCGGAAAGAUCUCGUCCGAUAACAACUUUCAUAACGAAAACGGGUCUCUACAGGUAAUUUUGUUCAACAUGUCAAGUGGAUUCAAAUAAAUUGAUUGGAUUUUUGUUUUAUUUUUAUCUGCAUUUUCGUAUGCUCGCCAUUAAUAGAUACAAAAGACUAAUGUUUGGAGUAAGCUGUGCCCCUGAGAUUUUUCAGAAAACGAUGGAAACAGUACUAGCUGGUCUUGAGGGAGUUAUUGUCUAUUUGGAUGAUGUGGUCGUUUUUGGUUCGACCCGAGAAGAGCAUGACAGAAGCGUAGAAAUACUGUUUGGUCGUAUGAGGGAAUAUGGAAUUUUGUUAAAUGACCGCAAAUGCAUUUUCGGAGCAGAAGAGAUUGAAUUUUUGGGGCAUGUUCUGAAUGAACAAGGUGUUCGGCCUACAGAGAGUCGCAUUGCAGCGGUCAAACACUUCAGAGAACCAAAAACGAUUGCCGAGUUGAGGAGUUUUCUCGGGUUGAUAACAUACGUUGGUCGAUUCAUUCCCAAUCUUGCAGGCCGGACAGAGCCGUUAAGAAGGUUACUUCAAGCCGGAGUAAGUUUUCACUGGAAGGAAGAACAACAGGAAGCAUUCAAAACUAUAAAGCUGGCCAUUUGUGAGACCAAAUUUUUAGGAUUUUUUGACAGAAAGGACAAAACAAAACUGAUCGUCGACGCUAGUCCAGAGGGUUUGGGAGCGGUAUUAGUUCAGGAGAACACGGAGGGCCAGAACAGAAUUAUCUCUUUUGCGAGUAAGUCCCUUACAGACCUAGAGAAGAAGUACUUCCAAACGGAGCGUGAAGCAUUGGCGAUAGUUUGGGGAGUAGAAAAGUUCAAGCUGUAUCUUCUUGGCAACAAAUUUGAACUUAUCACUGACUGCAAAGCUCUGAAAUUCUUGUUCACACCACGAUCUCGACCUUGCCCCAGAAUCGAAAGAUGGGUGCUCCGAAUCCAAUCAUACAACUACGACAUUAAAUAUGAGCCUGGAAUUACGAAUUUAGCAGAUGCUUUAUCUCGUUUAUCGAUUUCCAAGGCACAAUAUUUUGACCAACCGGCGGACCAAUAUGUUAACCAACUUUUGGAACAUGCCAUACCAAAUGCAGUAACAUUCAUGAAAGUUAUUGAAGCCACAAAACAAGAUGAAGUUUUACAAGAACUCAUGGAUGCGUUGCUGACUGAUACUUGGACCGACAGAUUGAAGGAUUUCAAACACUUCAAAGCAGAACUUCAUCAUGUUAACGGUGCCUUGAUGAGAGGAGAUCGUUUGGUAAUUCCAGAAUCACUUCAACAUCAGGUCCUUCAGUGUGCUCAUGAUGGUCAUCCAGGGAUGAGUUUGAUGAAACGGCGUUUAAGACAGAAGGUGUGGUGGCCCAAGAUGGAUAAUAUGGUGGAAAAGUUCGUUAAAAGAUGUGGAGCGUGUACUUUAGUUUCAGCGGUGGGACCGCCGGAACCAAUGCUUCGCACAAAAAUGCCUGAAAAACCGUGGACAGAUGUGGCUAUUGAUUUUCUAGGACCUUUACCAUCAGGACACUAUUUGCUGGUAUUGGUCGAUUAUUUCAGUAGGUUCACGGAAGUCAUCGUCAUGAAACAAAUAACAGCAGAAUUGACCGUUAAUGCACUUUUCGAGACGUUCAGUCGGUUUGGAAUUCCGGAAACAAUGCGGUCCGAUAACGGGCCACAGUUCAUCAGUGAACCCUUCAAAGUUUUUUGUGAAGAAUACGGAAUUACUCAUCAAAAGACAACCCCAUAUUGGCCCCAGGCUAAUGGCGAGGUAGAACGAAUGAACAGUACAAUACUGGAACGCCUUCGGAUAAGUCAAGAAGAGAAGUGUAAACACUGGAAGUGGGACUUGAGAAGUUUCCUGCUGAUGUACAACUCAACACCUCAUUCUAUCACUGGAAUUGCACCAUCAGCACUGAUGUUCGGAAGGGUUUUGAGGGAUAAACUGCCAAGUCUACAGUUUCCAGCUGGUAUUGUAUCUGAAGAUGUUCGGGAUCGCGACUGGGAGAAGAAACUCGAAGCAGCAGAAGAAUCCAACACUCAGAGGCAUGCCAAGAAAAGUGACCUGAAGGAAGGAGAUACUGUUGUGGCCAAGCGUAUCGUUAAAGAUAACAAAUUGUCCACAAAUUAUGGAUCGGAGCUGUUCGACAUACUCAGCAGAGAAGGUGCGGAAGCUGAAAUUCGUUCCAAGGAAUCUGGAAAGGUAUAUCGUCGAAAUGUAGGUCACUUGAAGCGAUUUGUUGAAGAAUGCCAAGCGGAGAAACACGACAACAUCGAAGCAGAUGUAAGAGUAGGGGAAGCUACCGAAGCAGUUCGACGUAGUCGGCGUGACAUGAAGACUCCACAGUACCUUAAAAACUAUAUCACUAAUGUAAAUGGAAAUAAUCGUUUUGAGGAUUAAGUAAAGGGGGAAUGUAGUAUCGGAAUAACAUAGUAUGUCAUGGGUUUGGGUAGUCAGUCGAAGUGUGAGUUAGAUACGGACGGACAGAGAGAACGUGAAUAUACGGUGUUCUACAAAGUAAUAAAGUCUCGGUAUUCAUCAGUGUUAAUCAUCCGAAUUUCCAAAUAUAAUACAGAAUAUUAUACUUAG
Aedes albopictus (Asian tiger mosquito) is the source of this 3590-nucleotide messenger RNA. RefSeq lists its product as uncharacterized. Gene Ontology annotation, biological process: DNA integration. The coding region runs from base 1116 to 3401 and encodes 761 amino acids. The record is from RefSeq and is a predicted model, not a curated record. Gene Ontology annotation, molecular function: nucleic acid binding. The transcript is spliced from 2 exons. Lineage: Eukaryota; Metazoa; Arthropoda; Insecta; Diptera; Culicidae.